This is a messenger RNA of Zingiber officinale, 833 nucleotides long. Its product is annotated as dirigent protein 21-like. The transcript is spliced from 2 exons. The record is from RefSeq and is a predicted model, not a curated record. Lineage: Eukaryota; Viridiplantae; Streptophyta; Magnoliopsida; Zingiberales; Zingiberaceae. The coding region runs from base 1 to 723 and encodes 240 amino acids.
AUGAGAAUCAUGCUUAAUAAAAGCGAACGUAGCCAGAUCCCGAAAGCCAUGAUUGCCCAACCAAAACCAAACACUGUGCAUGCUGCCGUGCGGUGUGUCAGGGAAACAAGAAUCCAAAGCGUGCUCGCACUUGUGUCUUUAGCUUCCUUGAUAUGGCUAAUUAUACUGCAACCCCCUUCACGUUGCUGCUGCGGCUUCUCACCACCCUCUUCGCCAGUUUCGUCCUUUUUCUCUCCCUCCUCCUCUGCAGCUCUGCACGCCGAGGCCAAGCACAAGGCCGUCACCCACAAGCUGCACUUCUUCUUCCACGACGUCGUCAGCGGCCGCAACGCCACCGUCGCCCAAAUCAUCAACCCCGUCAAGUCUCCGCCCACCAGCACCUUCCUCGGCAUGACCAACAUCAUGGACGACCUGCUGACGGAGGGGCCGCAGCCGACGUCGCGGCCCGUCGGCCGGGCGCAGGGCCUCUACGCCUCGUCGAACUCCACCGAGAUUGCCUUCCUCCAGAUCAUGAACAUCGUCUUCACCGAUGGCGCCUACAACGGCAGCGCGCUCACCGUGGUGGGCCGCAACCCGACGCUCCACGACGUGCGCCAGAUGCCGGUCGUCGGCGGCACCGGCCUCUUUCGUUUCGCCCGCGGCUACGCGCAGGCGCACACCCACACCUUGUCCGCCAACGGCGAAGCCAUCGUUGAGUCCAACGUGAAUGUGAUGGUCCCAUGAAGCCGACAAAUUAAGUUGACGAGAAGAACUCCAUUUAUAUUUUAUUUGCUUCCGAAACUUUAGUAAUUCGCCUGAUCUUGUCUAUAAAUUUGCUUCCGAAACUUUAGUAA